This is a messenger RNA of Sphenostylis stenocarpa, 462 nucleotides long. The record is from the annotation of a GenBank genome assembly. NCBI's taxonomy places the organism in Eukaryota, Viridiplantae, Streptophyta, Magnoliopsida, Fabales, Fabaceae.
AUGCAAGAAGUACAUGUGAGCGAUGAAGAGGAGAACAUGGAACUGAAGAGGUUGAAGGCUAAUUGCACAGAAGAUUACGCAUGGACCGAUUACAUGUCACUGCCAUUUACUCAAAAUGUUAUCAGUGAAACUCUUAGAAUGGCCAAUAUUGUCAAUGGCAUUUGGAGGAAAUCUGUCAAUGACAUAGAAAUUAAAGGGUACCUAAUUCCGAAGCACUGGUGUGUCAUGGCAUCUCUUACCUCUAAAAUUGGAGUUGUGGCGGGUAACAACUGCUUCACACCAUUUGGCGGUGGAAAUAGACUAUGCCCUGGAUUAGAACUCUCCAGGCUAGAGCUCUCUAUUUUCCUUCACCAUAUUGUUACUACUUACAGAUGGGUGGCUGAGAGGGAUGAAAUAAUCUACUUUCCAACUGUCAAAAUGAAGAAGAAGCUCCCAAUUAGCGUGCAACCCAUUAACGCUUGA